Molecule: messenger RNA, 5667 nt
Organism: Strongylocentrotus purpuratus (purple sea urchin)
Lineage: Eukaryota; Metazoa; Echinodermata; Echinoidea; Camarodonta; Strongylocentrotidae
Product: chloride intracellular channel protein 2-like
Exons: 5
Coding region: 138-1094 (318 amino acids)
Biological process (GO): chloride transport
Cellular component (GO): membrane; cytoplasm
Molecular function (GO): chloride channel activity
Source: RefSeq, a predicted model, not a curated record
CGUACGCGCACGAUUAAUUAAACGAAAAUCCAACUUUGAAUCAACAUAUCCGACCCACUGACACUGACGUCAACCUGCGAUUUUGAACGAUUUUCGACCUUGUUUUAUUGGAUAAUCUAACGGAAUAAUCAACCACAAUGAACGGAGAAGAGGUAGAAAACGUUGAGCAGCUGGACAAUAUGAAAAUCGAGGAUGAAGAGGAAAUUGUGACGAACGAAGAGGAAAAUGCGACAUACGAAGAGGAAGAUGCGCCGAACGAAGAUCAAGAAGAAGAAACGAGUGACACUGCAGCUGGCGAUGCCAAUGGCAAUGGUGAUGGUGAUGGUGCUGAGCCAGAGACAACUGAAACUGCAGCUCCCGAUACCAAUGGUGAUGGUGCUGAGCAAGAGGAAGACUCGGGGGAUCAGCCCAUCACUCUCUACAUCAAGGCUGGAGUAACUUCCAAGAUAGCAGAUUGUCCGUUGUGCCAGCGGCUGUUUAUGAUCAUUGUCUUGAAGAAAAUCAAAUAUCAAGUCUGCACAGUAAAUAAGGAAAUCUUACCAGCAGAAUACAAGAAAAUCUUAGGAAACACACCACCUCCUGUUCUAGUGGAUCCGAAUGUUCAGACAGACAACGCUCUUGGCAAGGUGAUCGAUGAUAUCAUCAAGGCAGAGCAUUACCUAGAGUCUGUAUUCCAGCCCAAGCUGGAGAAUGCCAACCCAGCCGCUAAGAAGGUCGGCUCAAACAUCUUCAGUAAAUUCUCAGCAUUGAUGAAGAACCAGGACAAAUCCAAGAAGGAAGUCCUAAUCAACAGAUUAAGGGGAGAGCUCAAAAAGCUUGAUGAUUUCUUGAAGGAUACUUCUGAAGAUGAUGAACUGUCUCCUGGACGUUGCCUGGAAGGUGAUAACUUCACGCUAGCAGACUGCGAUCUCCUGCCAAAGCUGCAUCGCGUGGAAGUCGCAUGCAAAUUUUUCAAGUUUGAAGGAGUAAUGGACGGUUUUGAUGCUGUUCAGAGGUAUCUAGAUGCCUGGAAGGAAACACCGGUCUACCACAUCAUCAAGUACGACGAAAAGGAAGUCUUCAACACCUACCGCUUUGUGGUCAUGAAAUCAUAACAUUGUCAAGUGGCUGCAACAAAAAUUGGCGAAAACAACAAACGGAAGAGAGGGGAAGAGAGAAUGAUUACAAAGAUGAAAUCCACCAAGUAGACAUGAAUGAGAUUGCUAUAGUCAUGAACCAACACUGUAAAAUAUAUGCCUUUCUACAUUAUGUUGUAGUAAUUUGCCAUUGUGAGUGGCUAUUUCAUAUAGAUUGGAGCACCAUGAGCAUGUAGUGGAUAAAAUGCUACGAUCCACAGCAAUCUAAUAUCAUUAUUGUCACUGAUUCCCCUAGGCCUUUAAAUAAAUUACCUACUGGUACGAUUAUUUAGUUUAAGGCAACUUUACAGGUAUUCAAAAUAGUAGCCUUUUUUUGUUAUUUGAUUCAGUUGAAAUGUGUAUAUUCUUAAUGUCAUGAUUAGUCAUCUUGUAAAACUAAACUAAGCCCAAAACUCAGGAUUAAACUCAUUUGGAAAUUCAGUUUCAGUGAAAAAUAGCCAUCUCCAAAUGGUUCAAAUGGACAGGUCCGCUACUGUGCUUGAUGGCAGCAUGUCAACGAAAAAUAGACUUCUUUUGACUAAAAUCAAUGGUUCUGAAAUUUGAAAAACAUGUGCAUGUAUAAUAUGAAAUAUGCAUUUAUGUUCCGUUGUAAAUUAUGUCUUGAAAUUGUGGUAUAUGACUUGAAUGUAUUUGCGUGGGAACUUUGGGAUAUGGAUUAAUAGAUUGAAUAUAACACCUACCGUUUACCAAUCGAAACAUUGAAUUGCAAUUUUGACAUGAUAAUGUACAUGAUAUAUAAUAUCAACUUAUCAAGUAUAUAUGUUUUGAUUUAGUAUAGGAUAGGGGAGAAAAAUCAAUUAGAUUAUUUGUAGGCACCAAGAUUUAAGAUACUAUUCUAACCAAACACUUAACAGAAAAUUACAACAGUUUUUGGUAUUCUGUUUUUCAUGGCAGUAUACCUUUCGAAUAGGAUAGCUUCUAAGAUGUAAACAUUUCAUUAUAUUAUUUGCUUUUAUCCUAAUCUAACUUGUAACCUUUAUAUUUCAACUUCAUCCAUCCAUCAUAUAUGAUAGUUAGCUUCAUGUAUUAUGAUAACAGUACACAUGAUAACAAUUUAAGAUAUUUGAAAACUGGAAAUGACUUAAACAAUUGCCUUUCAAACCCUUAAUAGAUUUUUAGACAUACAUGUAGAUGAAUUGAGAUAAAUAUUGUGGCCUUGUUCCAUAAUUUGACUUAAAAUUGUCACUAUGCUAUAAACCUGUAUGCAAUUCUCAGACUUCGAACACAAUACCUGCCACAAGAGCUAUAAUAUUUAGAUGCAAAACCAAAGACAGUGAUGUACUUGUACAUUUUUGUGUAUUCUGUUAUUUUGAUUGAACUAGUCAUUUAAAAUGUAAAUGAGUCGUCAUCAAAGGGAUUUUGUUUUUACCGCGAGUGCUUUUUCAUUGGGAACCACUUUCAUGUACCCGCGUUUUGAUAAUCAGAGAAAUAACAGUGCCAAAUCGAGAGGGGAAGCCAAUCUGUAAUUCUUGAAUUACUUCUGACGUGUAAACAUAUUGAAUGAAAAUAACCAGUUUCUCUCCAGAGUUUCUCUCCAGAGUUAUAAAUUUCAACUUAAAGUGGUCAUCAUUUGUCAAUGAUAUAUUUCAUUAUAUAAUGUUAUGCAGGUGUACAUCAUUCUCCAUGCAUUUUGAUAAGGCGGCUGCCUUGAUCUCUGUAUUAUGCAUAUAUUGUAUUAUUCAUUGAAAUUGAUGAAAAUCAGAUCAUUACAUUUUCUCAUGCUUUAUUUUGUGUUUGUCAUGUAUUCCAUAUUUCUUUGAUACAAGCCUAUUUGUCUAUAAAGCAUCCCUACUUAAACCAGUCAUAUACACAGAGCUUGUACUGUAUCUACAUGCACUAGCCAUCAUGAGGUGUAAUAAACAUAAACUAUAUAUAUAUAUAUGUAUAUAUAUUACAGAGUAAGAAAAACAUCUACAUUGUACAUGUAUCACAUACAUGUAAAGCUGUUUGGGAAAUGUAUACAGGGACGAUUAUAUUUGUGGAGAAAAAGGAAGGGUUUUCAAAUGAUUACUUUUUGUUAAGUUCAAAUGCUAUGGAAAAUGUAAAAAUUGUCAAAAAAUGAAGGCUGUUUGUAUUCUUUUAAUGCAUCGUAGAGAAUAAUACAUAUGAAUGCGUGUAUCAGCAUGUAGAGUUUGACUUGGAAGUUUGGGCUACACUUCAGUAUACCACGCCUAUAUUGUUGUUUGUUUGAUUAAGAUCUCUUCAGUCAAAUAACCAACCUUUAAAAUGCUGUACAAACAUUCAUUUCUGCAGUAUUUGAUGAUCAUAUUGUCAUACUGUAGACCUUUAGCAUGUACUUAUCAAUAAUACUCUGCUAUGUUUACGCAAAAUACUAUUGGCAAAUUGAUUGUGGAUUAUUAGGGAAAAUUACAUAUAUCACUUGACUCAAGUUGACUGAUUGUUUAUUUGAUGUUCAAGACAUAAAUGCUAAUUGCCUUGAAGUAUUAUUUUAAGUUGUACCAAUGGAUCAUUUUGUUUCUUACAUAUUUGAGAAAGAGCAAAGUUAAGCAAUGUUGGAUGGUUGACAACUUUUUUUGUACAAGGAAGACUUUGUAAAAAAUGGUACAAUAUGGUAAAUCAACUCAUCAAUUUGUUUUACAAGAAAUGUAGAUUGUAUUGGUAUUUCUACUGUAUUUUAAUCUAGAUAGAUGCAGGAUUGGUAUAAGACAAAAUUAAAUAUGAUUUGGGAGCACAAUUCAAGGAUAUGACUUAUGAUAUGUUUAUAAUUAAAACAUAGCACUAUCUGAUCUUUAUUUUAUCACUGUCUAUUACUCUGUAAAAAUAUAUUUCUUUGAAAAUGAUUGAUGCUAAUUUAAGCGGUUGUGGUAGAUAUUUCCUUUUUAAAUUUUCCCACCAUCACCGAAAAGUGAGAACGAAUGACUUUAUGAAGGUGAUAUUUAAUGAUUGGUAUAUCAGUUAGCUCAGAAUUCAGUCUAGGUUAUGUACAUUACAUGUAAAGCCUUUUUUUUGGUAUUUAAUCUUGUAAAUAGAUAUUGCACUUUGAUUUUAAAAGUUAACAAGAAAAUGAUGUAUAUGUAUUUGCCUAUGAUUUGGCUUUUUUGUGAUGAAAUGGUGUUAUUUUUUCUAUUCUCUUGGUCUAUACACAUUGUGGAAAUUUGAAAAUCAUGUCGAUUUUUCUGAUCCACUGAUAUUUUUUUUCCUUCAAAAUAUAUGUGGGAUUAUCUCAUUUUUGUUGUUCUAUUCAAAAUUAAUGUUAACAUUUAGUUUUUGAUGAUAUUCAUGUGUACAGAGACUAUAUGAUUUCAUUUUUAGUUAGGUAGGCCUAUUAUAUAGUAGUGCACAAUUUCUGUUUUAUUUUCCUUCCUUUUCAAAUUAUGUUAGCCUUAAGUUGCUAAAUACCUCAUGGUCCUACAGUAACUUAGUACUGUUCACAUGGUACAGCUUAGAGUUAUAAAGUGGAAUUAUUCAUUUUUGUUGUCAUAAAAUAUUAGUCUCAAAAGGCACAUCACAAUUUCACAUGUAGCCUAUGUUCUUUACAAAAUUCAUGUGAGACUUACUGUUGUUAUUUAGUUCUCAUUAAGAUACCGGUAAGUGUCCAUCUGUAUUAUUUUGUGGCAUAGACCCUUUUCUUAUGGCUUCAACAUAUGCUGCUUUGAAGAGUUGAAAUUUAGAUUCUUCUAAAAGAUAGAUCUUGACAUGCAAUUAUAUAAGAGGCAUUCAGGAAAACCUUUCCAAUAUCCAGUACUUUUAAACUGUACUAAGGUGAUAAGUACUAUAAAACCAAAUGGAAUCUGUAGAACUGUUCAAGGCGUACCUUACAUUGAGUUAAUGUCGUAUUGUUGACAAAAAAAGUACUUAAUUAUUGUGUCAUUCAAGAAAAGGAUGAUUGAUUUAACAAAAAUAUAAAGAAAUGAAUAGAUUGAGAAAUAGAUUUAUGUGUCUUACUGUACACCAGUAUGGAAAUUUUGAGGUCAUGCAUUACCUGUAAAGAUCAGCUAUCACAAUUGUUAUUUUGUCACUGAUGCAAAACUAUUACAUCACUGUCUGUAGUAUAUUUGCUUUGAUAUUAUUAUCAUCAAUUCAUUAAGUUAACACUGCUUCUGUCUGCUUCACAUUUUAGUUUCGUAAUAAAUGUAAUAUAAUAUUUUUUUUGCUUUUUUAACCAUUAAUAUGAUUAUGAUUAUGGUUUCGAUUAAUUUUUUUAAAGAUAUGUUAUUAUUUUGGUGUUGGAUCAAUGUACCGUUUCCUUGCUUUUCCUUUUUUGGCUCGUCUGAUCUACAUGUGUAAACAAAAUUAUUAUUCUCUGUAGUUCAUCUUUACUCACAGCUGUAUCUGAAUCAUUAUAAAACAAUGCCAUUAUACAAUGUAACCUAAUUUGAUAUCCAGAGUUGUGUCAUGUUUUGUGUCCAUUGGUUAUAUUUAUUUAGGUAUCUAAAAAUAGUGUUUAAAGUAUCUAGUGUUAAUUUUCACCUCACAUUCAUUUAAAGGCAUUUACUAAUCAUUUGCUUCUUUCUGUACUAAAAUAAACCUAAACAGAAGACUUUUCUAGUCAAAAUUAUGCAUCUAGUGA